AUGGCGAGCUUCGCAAGAGGCUUUCGCCUCGCCUUAUGUCCUCGAGCGACCUUCAUUCCCCGAAGUUUUCUGCCCGAUCUCUCCACCGCUCAAUCUCGACCCUUCACAUCAUCCCUCAGACUGCGGGCUCCUACAACACUAAAACCCCAAGCCAAAGUACCGAAAGACGUCAAACCGAAGUCACCAGCCGGCCAAGCGACUCCCCCCUCACCGGCGGCUUCAUUGGCCCCUACCCGAUAUGCCUUUGUCAAGAGCCUGGCAUCGAAGCCCACACCGACACUUCUAUAUGAGGCGCCUUCGCAUUUCUGGUUCUACUUUGGCUGCUGGUCGAGUGGUCUCUCUAUACUGGCCUGGACGGUGUUGACGGGCCCAACGGCUGUGCAACAACCAGAAGGCAUUCCGGUGUGGGUUGGAUAUACAUUUGCAGCGUCUUACGCCCUGCUCGGCGCCAUGGGCUUCUAUCUCAUCUCAAAGACUCCCAACAUUGUCAGCAGUAUUCGAGUGCUGCCACCCGUCCAAACAGCUGGUCAGGCAGCAGGUCAAACAGCCGCACGACCGGGGAUUGCCGCCAACCUGCCCCAGCUUGAAGUGAGGGUCAAGCGAAUGUUCCCCUUGCUUCAGCCCAAGGUCAUCACUACAAGUCUCGACAACGUCACGCUCAAGACCCGCUUCUCACUUCCGAGCGAAUACGUACCAGAGCUGAGACGACUGGAGAAGCAAAUGGAAGAAGAGGCGCGGAAGAAGGCCUUGUGGAAGUUUGACACGGAGCACCUCCUCACCAUGCCCUUCCGCAGGAUUGGCCGCGCAUUCAUGAACCUGUUCAAGGGCGUAAGAGCGGCAUGGACGGAUGUGGGAUAUGGCAUUAUUAGGGUGGAUGGGAAGCAGUACAAAGUCGACGUCACCAAGGGAUACGCUCACGAUGGGUUCCGAACCCUGGAGCGGAUUGUAAACAUAGGCUGGAAAUGA
Trichoderma reesei QM6a is the source of this 966-nucleotide messenger RNA. RefSeq lists its product as uncharacterized. The coding region runs from base 1 to 966 and encodes 321 amino acids. The record is from RefSeq and is a predicted model, not a curated record. The transcript has a single exon. Lineage: Eukaryota; Fungi; Ascomycota; Sordariomycetes; Hypocreales; Hypocreaceae.